AUGUCGAAAUCUCGUGUGUACGCUGAAGUGAAUGUGGUGCGCCCCAGGGAAUACUGGGAUUAUGAGAAUCUCACUGUCCAGUGGGGAGACCAGGAUGAUUAUGAGAUUGUUCGCAAAGUUGGAAGAGGGAAGUACAGUGAAGUUUUUGAAGGUAUCAAUGUCAACAACAACGAGCGGUGCAUAAUCAAGAUUCUGAAACCUGUUAAGAAGAAAAAGAUAAAGAGAGAGAUCAAAAUACUGCAGAAUCUACGUGGGGGAACAAAUAUUGUCAAACUCCUGGACAUUGUCAGAGACCAGCACUCGAAAACUCCUAGCUUGAUAUUUGAAUUCGUGAAUAGCACAGACUUUAAAGUUCUAUAUCCUACAUUGACGGAUUAUGACAUCCGUUACUAUAUCUAUGAGCUCCUCAAGGCACUUGAUUACUGUCACUCACAGGGAAUAAUGCACAGAGAUGUUAAGCCUCACAAUGUGAUGAUAGACCAUGAAUUGCGGAAGCUUCGGUUGAUUGAUUGGGGCCUUGCAGAGUUUUACCACCCUGGAAAAGAAUAUAAUGUCCGUGUUGCCUCAAGGUACUUCAAGGGUCCAGAACUUCUUGUUGACUUGCAAGACUAUGACUAUUCUUUGGACCUGUGGAGUCUUGGUUGCAUGUUUGCAGGCAUGAUUUUUCGCAAGGAACCAUUCUUUUAUGGACAUGAUAACCAAGAUCAACUAGUGAAAAUUGCCAAGGUACUUGGAACUGAUGAGUUGAAUGCAUAUUUACAUAAAUACAAUUUGGAACUUGACCCUAAGCUUGAAGCUCUUGUCGGGAGACACAGCAGGAAGCCAUGGUCAAAAUUUAUAAAUGCAGAUAAUCAGCAUCUCGUGUCACCAGAGGCCAUAGAUUUCCUUGACAAACUCUUGCGAUAUGAUCAUCAGGAUAGGCUCACGGCAAAAGAGGCCAUGGGCCACCCGUAUUUCUCCCAAGUACGAGCUGUGGAAAAUAGUCGGGCACGGACCCAAUAG
This is a messenger RNA of Striga hermonthica, 1002 nucleotides long. The record is from the annotation of a GenBank genome assembly. NCBI's taxonomy places the organism in Eukaryota, Viridiplantae, Streptophyta, Magnoliopsida, Lamiales, Orobanchaceae.